AAAAGUGAUAUAUAUUACAAAAAAGACACAAAUUAAUAAUAAACAUAUUCGAUAUAGUCGUAAAUAAGAUACCUUUGUGCAUUUGAAUCAAUUGAAGGUCAUUUCAAUUGAAACGCGCAAAUAGAAAUUUGUUUGCGACAAAAGCACAACUAUUGUUUAAUUACCGCUGACGCAUUAGGAAAUCGCUGUGACUGCUGUACUUUUUUUUUAUAAUCGAAUCUCUUCAGUUGAAAAACAAGACAAAAAUUGCUAAAUUAGCUACAUACACGUACAACACAUCUACCUACAUACGAACAGCAUCAGCAUCUAUUCAGCGAGGCCGAGAUUCAAAGCUCAACACUGAAGUCGUUAGCCGGUACGCCAAUUUCUUCGUACACAUCUUUAUUAUCAUCUUUCCGAUCACUUAACGGCACACUCAUCAUAGCUGAAACGCUGUUUGUUUAAAUUAUUUUAUUUUGAACGUUUUGCUGCUAUGGCCACUUCAUCAGUGCUCCCCAACAAUUCGACAAUUUCGAAUUUAGCAUCAGCGGUCGCUGUCAAUUCCUCAUCGUCGUCGUCGUCGUCGUCGUCGUCGUCGUCAUUAUCGACUACUGCUACUAUUACUACCUCACCUACUUUAAUUUCAACACGUAAACGCACUUACGAGACUGCAAUCUCAAUGCCCGCUGUCGCAACAAAAACACGAGGAGCAACUGCUGCUAUAGCUAAGGCAACACUUGCGAACAAAAUGAAUGCGAAUGUUAAUGGUAAUGAUGUUUCUCUCAGAGACAUACUUGUGGAUGGUGUUAGUACUGCCAGUAAUGCAACAACGAUAAACAAAGAUUAUACACGCACAGUUUCGCAAAGUGAACCAGACGAGGAGGCAGCCUCUGGUUCUUCAUCAUCCUUAUAUUAUGAUAGUCCAACCACAAGGGAAUAUGUACCGGCAAUGACUGCGGUAUUGCCAACAUUAAGCAGUGGCUCAUCAGAUAUAGCGACAAUUUGUAAGCCAGCACCACUGGCCACCGACGAAGAGGCUGCCAUUGAACGUGAGAAAUGCGAUUACAACUACAAAAUCACCUAUCAAAUGGCUCGUUCGGGUCAAACGAAACGACGCGUACGUGUCUACGCCGAUGGUAUUUAUGAUCUUUUCCAUCAAGGCCAUGCCAGGCAGCUAAUGCAGGCGAAAAACAUUUUCCCAAAUGUUUACUUAAUUGUUGGUGUGUGUAAUGAUGAGCUAACACAUCGUAUGAAGGGACGUACCGUCAUGAACGAUCAGGAACGUUACGAGGCGUUACGUCACUGCCGCUAUGUGGAUGAGAUUGUACCCGAUGCACCUUGGACUUUAUCAGACGAAUUUAUUGCAUCGAACAAAAUUGAUUUUGUUGCACACGAUGACAUUCCAUAUACCGGCGCCGGCUUGGAGGAUAUUUAUGCACCAUUGAAGGCUAAAGGCAUGUUUGUGGCCACUGAACGUACAGAAGGCGUUUCUACUUCGGAUAUUGUCGCCAGAAUUGUCAAGGACUACGACUUAUAUGUUCGCCGCAAUUUGGCACGCGGUUACUCGGCCAAAGAUUUAAAUGUUUCAUUCCUUUCGGAGAAAAAGUUUAGAUUCCAAAAUAAAAUGGAUGAACUGAAGAGUCGUGGACGUCGUGAAUUGAACAAAGUCAAAGAUGAUAUUAUCACAAAAUGGGAGGAAGCAUCACGUGACUUUAUCGAUGCAUUUCUACUGCUUUUCGGACGUGAACGUCUCAAUCAUUUCUGGAAUGAAUCCAAAGGUAAACUGAUACAGGCGCUUAGUCCACCCGGCAGUCCAAGUGGCUCCGUUAAUGGUGACGAUGUUGAUGAUGAAGAUGAUUUCGACUGUGAUGAUGAUGAUGAUGCUGAUGCUGAUUUCGCAAACGUACGCAUUCCAGUAAGUGCUGCCCGGAGUCGAGCCGCAGAUAGUCCAACAUUACGUGGCAACACCGGUCGUGGAACAUCGACCACAAACGUCAAAGUGAUGCCAAACCAAUUGCACGACAAUGUCGAUGGUGGUGAUGACGAUGAUGACGAUGAAGGCGACUAUGAACAUAGAAGUAAUUAGAAAAUAAUUUAAUGCCCAAAUAUUUCGUAGGUAAUAUUAAUAUUGUAACGCUAAAUAUGCGCAAUGAAAAGCAAAUGAGAAUUACAUUGAAAAGAAAUAACAACUACAUAUGUAUAACUAUUUGAAGAUAUUUGAAGACACACAUACACAUAUGUAAAUGUCCUUGGAAAGAAUAUGAAAUAUAAUAUAUAUACAUAUAUUUCGUCAAACAUGAAGUUGGGGUUAUUAAUUGAGAUAAAAGAAAAGAAUGCCAAUGAUGAACGCAUGAAAUAAAAAGGACAACGAGGCACAGUAAAUGUUAAUACCUUUGACAUAUAUUUACCGUCUGUUAAUGAUUUACUAAAUACAGUUACGAUUGAAUUUCAUUAGACAGACACACACAGAGAGAGAGAGAGAGAGAGAGAGAGAGUAGGAGAGUUAAUGCGUUCGCUUGCAUCUUUACUAGGGAUAUGCAGGACACCUAUUAUAUUUACAGUUAUUUAAAUUUACAAUUUAUUAAUCUAUCCGCCGAGUAGAGUCUGAUUAAAACAACUGUUAAAAACGAAUUCUUAUACUUACUUAAUAGUGUUCUACUUAUACUGCACACCCUCUUCAGCUAGCUGCACUUAUUGAACGUUUGUCGAAAUAGACCAAUAAAAAAAUAGAAAUUUAAGCAGAUGCAACAACAGUAACGGCAACAACCGGAACUGCCGCAAAAUAAACUGCUAUUUUGCUUUACAUACAUACAUACUCCUAUAUAAAAUUCGAUUUCCAAGUAGUUUAGACUUCGACCAUAUACCCAUUACGAAAGAUUUUACCUAUUUGAUGUAGUUUUAUUAACUAUUAUAUAAACAAAUUGUUUAUUUAUGCAUGCAUCCAUAUGGAGCAGCCAGCGUAUUUACAUACUCAUUACGUGAAAUGCAAUUCGAAUGCAAAUCGAUGCCUGGAAACACGUGUGUAUAACAAUUAAGCAAGUUUUAGCGAUUUUAUGUUCUUCUUUACAGCUCGCUGUUUGCUUUAGAUCAUAAGAGUCGUUGUAAAAAAUACACCGAUCGACGGUUUUUGUUAUUCAGCGGUCAUAGGGCGGUCAAAAAAACAACAAAUUGUGGUAGUGUUCUAUUAUCUCAUUGACUAUCACUACUUUCAAAAGCUGCCCAUUCGAUAUUACGGUAAUUUUAAAAUUCCAAUGUCGUGCUGUAACUUAUGCAUACGUAAAAAUGGGUCUAAAUAUUGUAGAAAUGAGUAUAAUUUCGGGGUACUGUUGAGGCUGUAGCACCGAAACUAAGCUAAGAACUGUUUCCGCUGUAAAUCAA
Ceratitis capitata (Mediterranean fruit fly) is the source of this 3357-nucleotide messenger RNA. It is a transcript of the gene Pcyt2, whose product is annotated as choline-phosphate cytidylyltransferase B. NCBI's taxonomy places the organism in Eukaryota, Metazoa, Arthropoda, Insecta, Diptera, Tephritidae. Gene Ontology annotation, molecular function: phosphatidylcholine binding; choline-phosphate cytidylyltransferase activity. The coding region runs from base 473 to 2065 and encodes 530 amino acids. The record is from RefSeq and is a predicted model, not a curated record. The transcript has 5 exons. Gene Ontology annotation, biological process: CDP-choline pathway.